Messenger RNA from Manihot esculenta (cassava), 3485 nucleotides. RefSeq names its product probable receptor-like protein kinase At5g24010. Lineage: Eukaryota; Viridiplantae; Streptophyta; Magnoliopsida; Malpighiales; Euphorbiaceae. Gene Ontology annotation, cellular component: plasma membrane; plasmodesma. The record is from RefSeq and is a predicted model, not a curated record. Gene Ontology annotation, biological process: protein autophosphorylation. The transcript has 2 exons. Bases 241 to 2823 code for a protein of 860 amino acids. Gene Ontology annotation, molecular function: ATP binding; transmembrane receptor protein tyrosine kinase activity.
ACCACUGUUGAGGUCACCAAGUCAUGACCAAAGACUUCAUUAUUCAGCCUUUGCUUUUGCAUAUAUAUGUAAUUUUACUUCAUAAUGUUAGGAAACUAAUUUUUUUCAAAAAGCAAGAUGCCUCUUAUUUCAAUCUGAUACUGUGGAUAUGUGAAAACAAGAAGUAUAUGUAGAUAUACUUCAACAAUCAAAAUCUGGUCUUAGUCUUUCUUUACCAACUUUACUUUUGUAAGGACAUGAAUGAUUGUUCAUCACCACCUUUAUCUUUUUUUUCCCCUCCCAGAUGCAGAUUACCUUCCUCCAUCUGAAAAAAAAAAGCAACACCUUCUACCAAUUUCCAUGGAAAAGCUUCAGCCUUGGCAGACUCUCUUCAAUCUAUUUACUAUCCUAACCAUUCAAUUCUGUUGUCUUAGUCUUCCCUCUUCAGGUUACACUCCUCCUGAUAAGUACUUCAUUAAUUGUGGAUCAGAGUCUCCGGUCAGUCCUGAAAAUGGUCGAUCUUUUGUCGGCGACCUCUCUUACUGUAAAGUUGAUUCAAGCAAAGUUGUCAAGGACAGCAGCCAAUCAGAAAAUACUUCACUGUAUCAAACUGCAAGAGUUUUCGACAAAUCAUCCUUAUGUCACUUUGACAUCGAUGAGCGAGGCACAUACAUAGUAAGACUGCAUUUCUUUGCUUUUUCAUCAGGAGAUGCUAAUCUUUCCAGUGCUCUAUUCAAUGUCCACGCUUCUGGGUUUAUUCUACUGUCAAAUUUUAGUGUCUCUCUAAGUAAUUCUCCCAUAAUUAAGGAAUUCUUGCUUACAAUCGACAGUGGAAAUUUUGUUAUUGACUUCAUACCUUCCCGUAAAUCUUCUUUGGCCUUCAUAAAUGCUAUAGAAGUCUUUCUUGCCCCAGAAAGCUUCAUUCCGGAUGAUGCAACUCAAAUCACUGCUGCAGAAAGCAAAGGCAAUUUCAGUGGAUUGCUCUCUCAGGGCUUGCAUACUAUACACAGGAUCAAUGUUGGAGGUUCGAAGCUCACAGCAGAUAACGAUAGUCUGUGGAGAAAUUGGAUACCAGACGACAAUUUCUUGACUUACCCUGAAACUGCAAAGAACAGCUCAUUCUUUCAAGGCCCACUGGUUGUUGGUUUGCAGAAUACUGAGUUUAUUGCUUCUUCUUUUGUAUACAAGACUGCUAAAGAAUUGAAGCAGACAAAUUUUUCUAAUAUAACUUGGGGUUUCAAUGUCAGAAAGAAUUCUCAGCACCUUGUUCGGGUACACUUUUGUGAUAUUAUUAGCACACAACUUGGUGCUGUCCAGUUCACUUUUCAUAUUUAUAGCAACUUCAGUAAGAACAUCAAUUCUUAUUAUAUAACUGGAUUAAAUGCAUCUCCAUUUUACUUUGAUUUUGUUGUCAAGUCUGAUAAUUCAGGAUUUAUAAAUGUAAGUGUGCAUCAACGCAAUGAUUCUGAAUUACGAAACGCAUUUUUGAAUGGCCUGGAGAUUAUGGAAAUGCUGGAAAAAUCAGAUAAACCCAGGAAGAAAACUCAGCCUAUUGUGGUUGGUUCAAUUGUUGCUGUGAUAUUUGUUGUGGUCUUAAUAGUCAGUUUCCUAUUUAUGCUGAAAUUCAAAAGAGAAAAAUCUUAUAAGACUUCAGGCAGGCCAUUUUCUAUGCCUAUUUACGGUGGAAGUUCUCAGAAUUGGUUAGCUGAAAGAACUGCUAAAAUGCACAUUGCUUCUGACUUGAAACUGGCAUUGAAGAUACCAUACGUUGAAAUACAGCGUGCAACGAAGAACUUCAGUUCAAAAUUGUUGAUAGGUGAGGGUGGAUUUGGGAAAGUUUACAAAGGAACACUUCGUGAUGGUGUGAAAGUUGCAGUAAAAAGAAGUGAACCAGGUCAUGGGCAAGGUGUUUUGGAGUUCCAAACUGAGAUCAUGGUCUUGUCCCAGAUUCGCCACCGUCACCUUGUUUCUUUGAUCGGAUACUGUGAUGAGUGGUCUGAGAUGAUAUUGGUUUACGAGUUUAUGGAAAAGGGUACUCUGAGAGAUCAUCUUUACACUUCAGAUACAGAUUCUGAAAAGUCUACUUCACGAUCUGAACUCUCCUGGGAGCAAAGACUCAAAAUUUGCAUUGGUUCUGCAAAGGGACUCCAUUAUCUGCAUACUGGCUUGGCAAGCAGAAUCAUUCACCGUGAUGUUAAGUCCACAAACAUUCUGCUUAAUGAAGACUAUACAGCCAAAGUUGCUGAUUUUGGUCUGUCUAAGUCAGGUCCUGUGGAUCCUGACGAGAACACAGGCGUAAAAGGCAGCUUUGGUUACCUGGAUCCUGAAUAUUUCAUGACUCAGCAAUUGACAGAAAAAUCUGAUGUAUACUCUUUCGGAGUCGUACUUCUUGAGGUUCUCUGUGCCAGACCAGCUAUUUUGACCACUGAUCGGCGCGAGGAGGUGAACUUAGCAGAAUGGGGGAUGCUUUGGCAAAAGAAAGGCGAGCUUGAGAAAAUCAUUGAUCCUGCUCUGGUGGGUGCCAUUAACUCUAGUUCAUUGCGAAUAUUUGGUGAAACAGCUGAGAAAUGUUUGAGGCCUAAUAGCCCAGAGAGACCUAUGAUGCAUGAUGUGUUGUGGGACCUAGAAUUUGCAUUGAAGCUUCAAGAAACUUCAAUGCAUGGAGACAUAGAUGAUGAGAGCAUGAAUAGUACUUCUCUGGAAUUAGCAUUUCAUGCUGUACACCACCUUCCAUCUCAUAGAGCACCAGCUGAAGAAGGGGAUUCAUUUCCAGGAGGUGAUGACAGUAGAAUUGCAAUGGCUAGUGGUGUGUUCUCUCAACUGAAAAUUAAUGCUGGCAGAUAAUCUCGACAGGGGUUUUGUUUCUCAAUUCUUCCUUUCUCCUGUCUUUGAGCAGAGGAGAGUUUGUUUAGUUUUUGGUGGGUUUUGCUCCUUUCACCGUCUGGUUGUCCUCAUUGGUUAUGCAGGUGGUGUUUGUUUUAUAUUUUCUUUUCUAUGUUUGAAGUUCAGAGUUUCUGUGAUGAGGGCUUUCUUCUUGAACCUGAAUUUGUUUGAGGGCUCCAUGUGUUCUGUUGGAGAGGGUAUGGUUUUGUUGACGUUGGUAUCUCGGAAUUGACGCUGCUACGUCCGGCGAUUUCCACUCCUGCACGCCAUGUUCAACUGAACUUUGCAACAUUCUUUCUUUUGUGCUGAUGCAUAAAUGAUGGUUCUUACUUUCAAAAGCUCUAUUUUAUAUUGCAUGUUAUUUUCUCCUUUCUGCUUUUUUGUAAACUCCAUUGUCAGUAGUUUCGUCUUUGUGCUGAUUGUUUGCGGUGACGCUUCCAUAGAUCUCUGGAUCUGGUAAAGUUUUCGAUGUUAUUCGUUUAAUAUUUUAUUUUUGUUUUUGUGCCGGCAUUUAUUACGACGGUGUCUUGAUAAAUCUAUGAAUCUAGCGACAGUUCUAGUGGUAUUGUCGGUGCGGUAUAGUUGGUAAUUUUUAUUUAUGUGGUUUUCUUUUGUUCUUUGUA